Messenger RNA from Pistacia vera, 1408 nucleotides. RefSeq names its product phospholipase A1-IIgamma. The transcript is spliced from 2 exons. Gene Ontology annotation, molecular function: glycerophospholipid phospholipase A1 activity. The coding region runs from base 1 to 1245 and encodes 414 amino acids. The record is from RefSeq and is a predicted model, not a curated record. NCBI's taxonomy places the organism in Eukaryota, Viridiplantae, Streptophyta, Magnoliopsida, Sapindales, Anacardiaceae. Gene Ontology annotation, biological process: lipid metabolic process.
AUGGAAAAACAAUUCCUCAGAAGGUGGUUUGGUAAGAAGAAGAAAAUGGAAACGGUGGAUAGCAUGGCGAAAAAAUGGAGGCACCUAAGUGGCCAAAAUAAGUGGGAGGGCUUGUUGGAUCCUCUAAACAUUGAUCUUCGGAGGUAUAUAAUUCACUAUGGCGAAAUGGCACAAUCUACAUAUGACACAUUCAAUACAGAGAAGGCCUCUAAAUUUGCUGGAGAUAGUCUGUAUGCAAAGAAAAAUUUCUUCUCCAAGGUGGGAUUAGAGAAGGGCAAUCCUUACAAGUACAACGUCACCAAAUUCUUGUAUGCAACAUCUCAGAUCCAAGUUCCCGAUGCAUUUAUCAUAAAGCCGUUAUCAAGGGAAGCUUGGAGCAAGGAAUCAAAUUGGAUGGGGUACGUUGCGGUGGCUACCGACGAAGGGAGGGCAGUGCUAGGGAGGAGGGAUAUUGUGAUUGCUUGGAGAGGAACAAUACGAACCUUGGAGUGGGUUAAUGAUUUUGAAUUUAAUUUAGUCUCUGCAGAUAAAAUUUUAGGUAAUGAUGAUAACGAUACCAAGGUGCAUCAAGGUUGGUACUCUAUCUACACCUCUGAUGAUCCACGUUUACCCUUCAGCAAGAGCAGUGCCAGAGACCAAGUACUUCAUGAAGUUUGCAGACUGGUGGAGCAGUUCAAGAAUGAGGAAAUUAGCAUAACCAUAACUGGCCACAGCUUAGGUGCAGCAUUAGCCACACUGAACGCAGUUGACAUAGUUGCCAAUGGGUUUAACAGGCCUAAAGGCCAGUCAAAUAAACCAUGUCUUGUCACAGCCAUUGUAUUUGCUAGUCCUCGCGUUGGUGACUCAAGAUUCAAGAAGGUGUUUUCUGGGUAUCAAGAUCUUCGAGCUUUACGUGUUAGUAAUAAUUUAGAUGUAGUUCCUAAAUAUCCACUUAUAGGCUACGCUGAUGUGGGAGAAGAGUUGGCAAUUGAUACUACAAGAUCAAAGUACUUAAAGAGUCCUGGAAAUUUGUCAAGUUGGCAUAAUUUGGAGGGUUAUCUGCACGGAGUGGCAGGAAUGCAAGGGAGUAAAGGGGGGUUUAAGUUGGAGGUCAAUCGUGAUAUUGCACUCGUUAACAAAUCAAUCGAUAGCUUAAAAGAUGAAUAUCUUGUACCAAGUUCAUGGAGGAUUCAAAAGAAUAAGGGCAUGGUUCAACAAUCAGAUGGCUCUUGGAAGUUGAUGGAUCAUGAGGAUGAUGAAGACUGAAGACAUAAACACUUAUUAAAUCUGGUUUUCUUCAUCAACUAAUUAAUUAGAUGUUUGGGAAAAAAAACUGGUUGAUAAAUUAACACUGGCCGUAGUAGUCAACCCGUUUGAAGUGUGAUAAGAUUUUUUUUUCUUUGCAGUUCAUGUAUUAUUGCGCUUGGAU